UGAGAGGGAGCAGGAGAGAGGGAGGGGUAGCUCAUAGGAGGAGGACAGGACUUGAAGGGAGAAAGAGGAGAGACGGGGUAAGAAGAGGGGAGAAACAGAUGAGAGUGAGCGGAGCAUAGUAGGCCGGUUGACUGGAUGUAUCGUCGAGAAGCUCGGAGAAACUGUCAGACUGCAGCUGGUAUAUAAAAGGGAGGAAAGGGGCGGGGUUGUAAUUUGAGAGGGCCUGACAUAGUGUCACUACUCUACUCAGAACUAAGAUGUCAUGGCGUCCAACAUACCGAAGCUCCAAGUUUCGAAACGUCUACGGCAAAGUGGCCAACCGGGAGCACUGCUUUGACGGCAUUCCCAUCACCAAGAACGUCCAUGACAACCACUUCUGUGCCGUCAAUGCCAAGUUCCUGGCCAUCGUCACGGAGAGUUCCGGUGGAGGGUCCUUUAUCGUUAUCCCUGUCUCCCAGGCGGGCCGCAUCGACCACCACCCCAAAGUGUGUGGCCACCAAGGCAAUGUCCUGGACAUCAAAUGGAAUCCCUUCUUUGAAAACAUCAUAGCUUCCUGCUCUGAAGAUUCCUCUGUACGAGUAUGGGAGAUCCCAGAGGGAGGGCUGAGGCGGAAUAUGACAGAGGCCAUGAUGGAGCUGUAUGGACACAGCAGGCGUGUGGGCCUCAUCGAGUGGCACCCCACCAGCAGUGGAAUCCUCUUCAGUGCUGGCUAUGACUAUAAGAUCCUGAUCUGGAACCUGGAGAUAGGUGAGCCGGUGAAGAUGAUCGACUGUCACUCUGACGUCAUCGUGUGCAUGUCCUUCAACACAGACGGCAGCCUGCUGGCCACCAGCUGUAAAGACAAGAAGCUGCGUGUCAUCGAGCCGCGCUCCGGGAGAGUCUUACAGCACGCCAGCUGUAAGAACCACAGGGUGAACAGAGUGGUGUUUCUGGGCAACAUGAAGAGGCUGCUAACGACAGGUGUGUCCCGGUGGAACACCAGACAGAUUGCACUGUGGGAUCAGGAGGACCUGUCUAUGCCCAUGGUAGAAGAGGAGAUAGACGGUCUCUCAGGGCUGCUGUUUCCUUUCUAUGAUGCAGACACACACAUGCUGUACCUGGCAGGAAAGGGCGAUGGCAACAUCCGUUACUAUGAGAUCACCACAGAGAAGCCAUACCUGCAGUAUCUCAUGGAGUUCCGCUCCCCUGCCCCACAGAAAGGCCUUGGUGUGAUGCCUAAACAUGGGCUGGACGUAACGGCCUGCGAGGUGUUUCGCUUCUACAAGCUGGUGACGCUGAAGGGGCUGAUCGAGCCCAUCUCCAUGAUAGUACCAAGGAGGUCAGAGACAUACCAGGAGGACAUCUAUCCAAUGACGGCAGGGACCGAGCCUGCCCUCUCAGCCAAUGACUGGUUGAGUGGUAUCAACCGAGACCCAGUGUUAAUGUCCCUGAAGAAGGGCUACCAGAAGCCCAACCAGCUGGUGUUCAAGGCACCGGUGAAGGAAAAGAAAGGUGUGGUGGUCAACGGCAUUGACCUGCUGGAAAACGUACCACCCAGGACAGAGAACGAGCUACUGAGGAUGUUCUUCAGGCAGCAGGAGGAGCUGAGAAAGCUGAAGGAGGAGCUGAACACCAAGGACGUUAAAAUACGCCAGCUGGAGCUGGAACUCAACAACCUGAGGAACGUCAGCCCCGUUGGAAACGAUGUCUGACCUCUGAUCUCUAGCUUAUGGCACCACCAUCACCACCAUGCCACGUCCAGCGUCCUCCCUCCCUUUCAUCGUGUAUCAUUUGUACUUCCUGUUGCAAUUGAUAAUGUAAUAGCCACCAGAUAAUGUAAAUACUGAUUAUAACGUUUGUGUAACAAUUUUUGUUAUCGAUAAUGUCAUCAUAUUGACAUCACUGUUAAAUCCCUCAAUUGAUAAUAUAAUAACCAACUGGUAAUGUAUUUUAUUGUUAUAAGAUUUUUUUAAAAUUCUGUUGAUAGAUGUAUCCUGAUA
Messenger RNA from Oncorhynchus gorbuscha (pink salmon), 1979 nucleotides. Its product is annotated as coronin-2B-like. Gene Ontology annotation, biological process: actin filament organization. Gene Ontology annotation, molecular function: actin filament binding. NCBI's taxonomy places the organism in Eukaryota, Metazoa, Chordata, Actinopteri, Salmoniformes, Salmonidae. The record is from RefSeq and is a predicted model, not a curated record.